UACGUAAGGCACGCACGCACUCCGGUUUGCUGGCGGAGAAGAUGGCGGCUCCUGGACCGGGGGAGUAUUUUAGCGUCGGGAGCCAUGUCUCUUGCCUCACCUGCCUGGGCCAGCUCCUGCAAGGCGAGGUGCUCGCCUUCGACUACCAGUCCAAGAUGCUAACGCUGAAAUGUGCUUCCUCCAGCGGCAAGACUAACCUAAACGACGUCAUCCUGAUCAACUUAGCCUACGUUUCCGAAGUGGAAAUAAUCAAUGAUCGCACUGAGACUCCGCCCCCUCUAGCAUCGCUGAAUGUUAGCAAGCUUGCCAAUCGAGCGAGGACAGAAAAGGAGGACAAGCUGUCCCAAGCCUAUGCAAUCAGUGCCGGGGUGUCCGUGGAGGGCCAGCAGCUAUUCCAGACCAUUCACAAAACCAUCAAAGACUGCAAAUGGCAGGAGAAGAACAUCAUCGUGAUGGACGACGUCGUCAUCUCGCCGCCUUACCAGGUCGACAACUGCAAAGGCAAAGAGGGAAGCGCUUUAAGUCAUGUACGCAAAAUAGUGGAGAAACAUUUUAGAGACGUGGAAAGUCAGAAGUCCAUGCAGCGUUCACAAGCACAGCAAACACAGAAGGACUCCACUUUAUCUUCUUGAGGCGCCGCUCCCCGGGGAUGGGGAGUGGGGACGGGGCGGGGGGGAGGCCACACGGGCGCUCCCCGCUCCCGCCGCCACACCAAGUCGGCCAUUCCUUAGUCCACGAGGGUGGGAGCGCUGAGGUUCCUGGAUCAUGAAGAGCAAAAAUACCAUUUAAUGAAAAAGACAAAAAAAGUGAAAGAGAGGAAAGAUUAAAUCUUAAAUUAGACUUUAUAAAGAAUAAUUUAAAACAUGAACCAUAAAGCCACCAUAGUUUCCUUAACUAACUUGACCCCGCCCCCUGCCCCUCCCCCAUCCUCCAUCCAUCCUUCCUUCCUCUUCGCCUUCAGUUCCAUUUCAAAAAGAGAAAACUAGCGCAGUCAGAAAGGCUUGUUAGCUUUAUUUUCUGUCUUCUAUUUUUUUUUUUUUUUUUGCCGUAUCCAUGUUCUACUGUCUGUAUUUUCUGUAUUUUAAACAAAAUGUGACUUGAAAUGCCACACUUUAAAGGACAUUUUCUAAAAUAAAAGUAACAAAAAUUC
Molecule: messenger RNA, 1150 nt
Organism: Doryrhamphus excisus (bluestripe pipefish)
Lineage: Eukaryota; Metazoa; Chordata; Actinopteri; Syngnathiformes; Syngnathidae
Gene: lsm12b
Product: LSM12 homolog b
Molecular function (GO): RNA binding
Source: RefSeq, a predicted model, not a curated record